AUGGCCACUGACAGUCCAUUCAUCAGGAACCUCGCAUCAAGCGACAAGGAGAUUCGCGACAAUGCGCUCGACUCUCUGCGAACGUAUCUCGGAGGGCGCUCAGAGAUCUCAGAACUCGACUUGCUAAAGCUCUGGAAGGGGUUGUUCUACUGCCUGUGGAUGCAGGACAAGCCUGCCUUGCAACAGCGACUUUCGCGCGACCUCGCCUCUUUAGUCUCGACUCUCCGUUCCGGCGUCGCACUCCCCUUCAUCCGCGCAUUCUUUCUCACAAUGGCCCGCGAGUGGACCAACAUUGAAGCGCUACGCCUCGACAAGUACCUUUACCUUAUUCGUCAAUACAUGCACGCAUCAUUCCAGUACCUUGCGACGAAGAAGUGGAAGAAGGCAGUUCUAGAGGAGUGGAACACAAUUGUGGAGGAGACACCACUAAACCCCACCAAUAUGAAGAUUCCUAACGGACUGCGAUACCAUGUGCUGGAUGUCUGGGUUGACGAACUCGAGAAGGUCGAGUCCGAUUGGGAGAAUGAGAAGAAGCAGGAGGUCUUGGAGACAUUAGUACAGCCGAUUGAAAAGCUGGCGAAGAACACCGGUCUCAAGGUCGUCAGAGAAGCUGCAAAGGAGACGUUAGCAGAGGACACGUUGCGUACGUGGAGAGGACAGAAAGAUGAAACUAUGGCGGAGCCAGAGUCAGAAGAGGAUGAUGAGUGGGGUGGCUUUGAGGACUAG
Molecule: messenger RNA, 726 nt
Organism: Ascochyta rabiei
Lineage: Eukaryota; Fungi; Ascomycota; Dothideomycetes; Pleosporales; Didymellaceae
Exons: 3
Coding region: 1-726 (241 amino acids)
Biological process (GO): rRNA processing
Cellular component (GO): preribosome, small subunit precursor; nucleus; preribosome, large subunit precursor
Source: RefSeq, a predicted model, not a curated record